AUGGAGGGUUUUACCGUUUACAGUACAGAAAGUGCAGCACCAGUGCCAUUCUUUCCGGAUGAUAUCAUACAGCAAAUCCUUCUCAAACUACCCACAAAAUCUCUCUUGCGAUUCAAGUGUGUUUGCAAAUCUUGGCGUGACUUAAUCUCAACACACGAAUUUGCCAUAAAACAUCUCACUGAAACAUCUGAAAGGUUUCGCAGAUUUGGAGUCUUCGAAUCAGAAAAAUUAAGGGAAGGUCGUAUUUCUCUAUACAGUCUUGCCGCUCAAACCUCAUCGCGUGCUGAAGAAGCAGAAGAAGAAAAUAUUUGUCUUCCUUUAUGGGGAAAAGAUUGUUAUCUCGCUCCUGCAGCUAAUGAAUACAUUAUCAACAGAUUUAUCUAUACAAGGGUAUUGGGGUCCUGUAAUGGUAUAUUAUUGAUACGAUUGGAAAAUGUUGAGGAAUCCAGUGGACACCCAAGGACAUUCCUGCUAUGGAAUCCAACAAUUAGGGAAUUUAAGAUGAUUCCACCAUGCUAUUUUAAAAGUUCUUUAUGUUCUCUGGUUUCAGGGCUUGGUUACAAUUCAUCUAUUGAUAAUUACAAAGUGGUAGUAGUUUUUUCUGAAAGAAACAGUGAUUUGGCAUGUGGUUAUGUUUAUAAUCUCAAGACAAAUUCGUGGAAAAGACUUAAAAAUUUUUACUUCCCUUACAAGAACUCUAGGCAAGUUAACAAUUUUGGAAAUCUUUUCUUAUCCGAUGAAACCUGCUUAGGCUAUCUACCUGAGGAAACAGGCUAUUUACUUGAGGAAACAGGAACGACAAUAGUGAAUGGAGCUCCACAUUGGGUAACAUUGAGUUCAAGCAGAGGUGGGGUUAAUAAAAUCAUUUACUUUGAUUUAGAAGAGGAGAAGUUCAAGGAGUUUCUAUCUCCUCCACCUUCUGCCGGCACUUUCAAGACUUAUUUGAGUAUUUAUGAAGAUUGCCUUUGUGAAACUCGACUUCGACGGGAAAAAGGUUUUUUUGAAUAUAUGUUUGAGGUUUGGAUUAUGAAGGAGUAUGGAGUGAAAGAAUCAUGGAUUAAAUUGUUGAACUUGCCAUUUGAUUUGAGGUUUUCUUUAAUGAGUGACAUAAGGCCAUUGUUUGUUUCAAAGAAUGGUGAUGAAGUGGUCAUGGUUACAGACUGGAGUGACAUGAUUUCAUUCAACACUAGAACAGGAGAAGUGAAGAAAGUUUCAAUGCGUGUUGAUAGGGGUCAUGUGGUAGGUUCUUAUGAGGAGAGUCUUGUUUCACCAAAUCAAUUCAGUAUGUCAUGCUCAGAAGAUGGUAAAUACUAA
Mangifera indica (mango) is the source of this 1314-nucleotide messenger RNA. Its product is annotated as F-box/kelch-repeat protein At3g23880-like. The record is from RefSeq and is a predicted model, not a curated record. The transcript has a single exon. Gene Ontology annotation, molecular function: protein binding. The coding region runs from base 1 to 1314 and encodes 437 amino acids. Lineage: Eukaryota; Viridiplantae; Streptophyta; Magnoliopsida; Sapindales; Anacardiaceae.